GCAUUCUUUGUCAAAGAAUACAUCUUGAACCAUCCAGAGGAUGGAGAGAAGAUCACACGCUUGAGAGAGCUGAUGCUGGAGCAGGCUCAGAUUCUCGAAUUUGGCUUGGCGGUACACGAGAAGGUGGUGCCGCAGGACAUGAGGCCGUUGCACAAAAAGCUGGUGGAUCAGUUCUUUGUGAUGAAGUCAAGCUUGGGAAUACAGACUGCAAACUCUUGCUUUGCCAAGUGGAAUGCGACUUCUAUCCCCCACUCUACCCGCGAUUCGAUAAGGGAGGCUGAGGAGCUCGUAGGCCCAGUCUCCACUCUCUCUGAGACUCGCCCGACAGGAAAAUCUCCCAAUCUGUCUCUACCCUCAGUGUCCCAAGAGAGGAGAAUGCUGUUUAAUCAUAUUGGAGAUGGUGCUUUGCCACGAAGCGAUUCGAAUCUGCCCGGCCCUGACAAAGCUGUAAACACCACCCCAAGCAGCUGGAGCCUGGACAGUGGGAAGGAAGCCAGAAACACAUCAGAAAGUGGAAAGCUUAUAUCUCCUCCUGUACCACCACGACCUGCACAGACUGCAUCACCAGCAAGACACAUAGCCUCCGUUUCCCCUUCUCCUGCCGGCAGAUCACCAAUGAAGGGGUCUGUGCAAUCCUUCACGUCGUCUCCAGUGGAAUAUCAUUCCUCGGGGCUCAUCUCCAACUCCCCGGUGUUGUCGGGCAGUUACAGCAGCGGCAUCUCUUCGCUCAGUCGAUGUAGCACAUCAGAGACGUCAGGUUUUGAAAGCCAAGGCAGCGAACCAACAGUGACUGUCCCAAGCUACAACGUUUCCGAGGAGCCUGUGAGAAAAGAAAGUAAAACCCCGCCGCCUUACAGUGUCUAUGAGCGGACUUUGAAACGUCCAGUUCCUCUACCUCACAGCCUCUCCAUCCCGCCCGCCGCGGACCCCCCGGCGCUGCCGCCCAAGCCCCAGCUCAUCCGGCCAAACAAUCUGGAAAACAACAGCAGGAGGACUGAGCAGGUUCCCCGGCCCAGGCCUCUGCCCCGCAAAGUCUCUCAGCUAUGA
Molecule: messenger RNA, 1047 nt
Organism: Cariama cristata (Red-legged seriema)
Lineage: Eukaryota; Metazoa; Chordata; Aves; Cariamiformes; Cariamidae
Product: dedicator of cytokinesis protein 4-like
Exons: 7
Biological process (GO): small GTPase-mediated signal transduction; cell chemotaxis
Cellular component (GO): plasma membrane; cytoplasm
Molecular function (GO): small GTPase binding; guanyl-nucleotide exchange factor activity
Source: RefSeq, a predicted model, not a curated record